Molecule: messenger RNA, 1557 nt
Organism: Orbilia oligospora ATCC 24927
Lineage: Eukaryota; Fungi; Ascomycota; Orbiliomycetes; Orbiliales; Orbiliaceae
Exons: 4
Coding region: 1-1557 (518 amino acids)
Biological process (GO): L-tryptophan biosynthetic process
Molecular function (GO): anthranilate synthase activity
Source: RefSeq, a predicted model, not a curated record
AUGCUAAUACCAUGGACACCUCGAACCUACCAGAUCCAAGUCCAACCUUCACUCGAAACGCUCUCCGAGCUGCUUAAGACCAAUGCUGCGAAUGGUGAUAAAGCACCGAAUGUGUACCCGUUGUGUACUUCGAUACCUGCGGAUUUGAUUACGCCUUCUGGAGCUUAUUUGAAGAUUACGAACAAGACGAAGCCGGCGAAUUCGUUUCUGUUCGAAUCGGCGCCGAAUACCGGGUCUAUUGGAAGAUACAGUUUCUUAGGAAGCGAGCCUCGAAAGAUCAUUAAAACGGGUCCCGGCCAUGGUCCCGAGGUCGACCCGCUCAACAUCUUACAAGAUGAAUUGGACCAAUAUCGCAUAGCCAAGAUCCCAGGCAUGAAGCUACCCCCUCUUUCCGGCGGUGCAAUCGGUUACGUUGCAUACGAUUGCGUAAAAUACUUUGAACCAAAGACUGCCCGGCCGUUAAAGGAUAUCCUACAAGUCCCAGAAGCGCUAUUUAUGCUUUUCGACACCAUCGUCGCAUUCGAUCACUUCUUUCAAAAGGUGCAGGUUAUCACCCAUCUUCAUUUAACUACCCCCACCCCUUCGGAAUCAGAUCUAAAGACCCUCUACGACACGGCAUACGAAACGCUAUCAAUGGUCGUAAACACCAUUAUCGAACCCACAGUACCCUUACCAAUCCAACCACCCAUCAUCCCGAAUCAAACCUAUACCUCCAACAUCGGACAAUCCGGCUACGAAGCCCACGUCUACAAACUCAAAGAGCACAUCAUCAAAGGCGACAUCAUCCAAGCCGUCCCCUCCCAACGUUUCGCCCGUCCCACAACCCUCCACCCGUUCAACAUCUACCGCCAUUUACGAACCGUAAACCCUUCCCCCUAUCUAUUCUACGUCGAUUGCGCAGACUUCUCGCUAGUAGGAGCGUCACCAGAACUCCUCGUCAAAGCCACAAAUUCAAGAAUAGUAACCCAUCCGAUAGCCGGCACCCUUCCUCGCGGAGAAACCGAAGAAGAAGACGAAGCCAACGCUGCUAGGUUAUUAGCUUCCAUAAAGGACCGUGCCGAACACGUCAUGUUAGUAGAUCUGGCGCGUAACGAUGUAAACCGCGUUUGUGAUCCGUUAACGGUUAAAGUCGAUCACUUGAUGAACGUUGAGAAGUUCUCUCAUGUGAUGCAUUUGGUUUCUCAAGUUUCGGGGGAUUUGGCGGAUGAUAAGACGAGGUUUGAUGCUUUUAGGAGUAUAUUCCCGGCUGGGACGGUUAGCGGGGCGCCGAAGGUUAGGGCUAUGGAGUUGAUUGCAGAGUGUGAAGGGGAGAAGAGGGGGGUUUAUGGAGGGGCGGUGGGGUAUUGGGGGUAUGAUGAUCAUAUGGAUACUUGUAUUGCGUUGAGGACUAUGACGGUUAAAGAUGGGGUUGCUUAUUUACAAGCUGGUGGAGGAAUCGUUUAUGAUUCGGUACCAUUCGACGAAUGGGAGGAAACUAUGAAUAAGGCGAAGAGUAAUAUGAUUGCUAUCAAUGGAGCUGAGGAACGGUACAUGAAUGAGACAGAAGGGAGGCUAUAA